Molecule: messenger RNA, 2535 nt
Organism: Amoebophrya sp. A120
Lineage: Eukaryota; Dinophyceae; Syndiniales; Amoebophryaceae
Source: the annotation of a GenBank genome assembly
UGAUUUUGAAGACCACGGCUUCUAUCUUAUUUUCCGCUGACUUUCCUCCACAUUGAUAUCUUUUUUUUUGCUUUAAAAAACAAAACGACUCAUCACCUGUAAGAUUUUAUUUCCGACACUCUAAUCAAUCCAAAUCUUGGUUAGACGCUAGACCUUGACCCACGACAUAGUAUUAUUUUCAGCACGAGCGAGAGCAAUUUCGUUCCAGGAUUUUGGUGUGAGAAUUUUCGCACCACGCCGGAAUCGAUUGUCCUUGACAUCAACACUAAGCCUAAAUCAAAAAUUACGUCCCUAGUAUUCACGCGCGCUUUUUUGCAUCCCUGCGGCGUGAAUUUUUGAAAAAUAAAAUGACGAAUCGGAAGAUGAGCGGAAGGAGCUUCGAGAACAGCGUGGGGGCUCCAAGAAACCUUCGAGGUCCUCGCGCCUCCUCUUCCAUUUUCGCAGGGACACUAUUACCGGUAGUUUUCCUGCUGGGAGGACUUGCUCAACUUCAACUUCAACAAUACUUACUUCCCACGGGGGUUCUCGCCGCUACCUCCUAUACAGGAGCUCCACUGCAGGAGGAUAUGGAUAAGCCUAUCGGCAAACCACCAUCCACGUUGCUCCAACGGGGACUCAGCGGCGCCACACCGUCCGCGCUGCGCAACCGCUCGGGGGCCUGCUGCGAGGACCUCGCCGAGGAUGCUCGCACCGUGUGUCACUGUGCACAGGCGGGCUGCUGUCUUUACGCGUUUUUGGAGAUGGUGGACGUAGUUUGCAAUCCUGGCGUGAACAACCACGAGCGGAAGAUGCGGAACGGAGCCCUCUGCGGGGUCAGCAUGGCGAGUUGCGCCGCUGGACAAACCUUGCAGUGCGCGUGUUACAACUGCGCUUUACCUGCCGCAGAGCCGUGCUGUGCUAGCAACGUCGGGCCCGCAGGUAUGCCUUGUGCGCAGUUUUGCUGCAACCCGCAUCUGGGGGUGACGCUUAGCCAGAUGGGAAGUUCAUCCGCCGUGGCCCCGACCGUCCCGGCAGUCUGCUGUGGGGCAGACAAGCUCCUCUGCUGCGCUUGCUGUGCACCUUGCCAGAUCGCGACGACGCAAGCAGCCGGUAUUUGUUGCUGCUUUUCGCUGGGAGUAGCGGCCGCACAAGGGCACCGGGUUGCGUUCGGGAAAAGUGUUGCAGAAAGCAUGGGAAACAACGGUGCGGUGGACGUGAGAAAUCGCAAUGAAUUGUGGCUGCCAUUUUUGAUUCAAGCUGCGGACGGGUCCUGUGAGCCGGGGUCUCACCCGCUGAUGCAUUUGCAGACGGAUGAUAAGCCCAUAGGUCCGGCGCACGAGACGAGCAGUGGCGACGGGGGUGCAAGUAGUGCUCGAGGGGGGGCACGGAGAUUUGCGGGCAACCUGUUCCGCCGCAGCCGUGGGGGUAGCGAGGAAAGUUUUAUGAGAGCGCGCAACCUUCCCUCCCCCUCAUCUGUCAUGCAAAACACCUACCAAAUCCAAGCGCUGCUACUGCUUUGUUGAACUGUUUGAAUGACAAUAAAUUUCGGAAGCCCAAGCAGUAGCAGCACUACUACUACAUUACGCGCAUGAACUUGUCAUGCACAGGCUCCACAGGUGCUCCACGACCACGUCCACAGGUGCCGGCAUUUGUAUUGCUGGUCACUCAUGCCAUGCAAACGAGAGGGAGGGCGAGUUGUGCACUCUCAUAAGUUCUAUGCCGGAGCUAGUUGGCUUGAAGCAUGGUUGGACGACUUCGGAAGAUGAGGAGCCGACGACCUAUUGUCAUUGACAUCCUCGCACUUAACUUACGUUUAUAUUUUCUCUUUCUGCAUGAUGAUGAUCCCAACGCAACAUUUUGAAGAUCAAGAUCGGUUUUUGCAAUGAAAAGAUAUUAAGCUGUCCAGCUAGAUAUGAGUUUGUACCUGUAGGAUAGUGUUUGUAAAAUGACAAAGAACAACAGAUGACUGCAACAUACUCAACGUCAACUUCAACACUUUUAACGAGACAUGAGGCCGCUGUACGGGCUCCUUAUUUUAUUUCUUCACCAGCCAGUCAGUUUAUAUAUUUUUGCACACAGCUCCUGUAAGAAGGCAGCAGCAUCCGCUAGAGUGCAGGAUGCGCGAUGAACGCGACACAAGGCUCGUAGCCCGUCGCCGACAUCGAAAGACCGUGGUAAAAUCAAUCAACACGACGCUCGUAGCGAAGACGCAUUGAUGCUGCCACCAGGAACAUUGGAAUAAGAGCUCGCCGGUGCGCUCUAAGACGCCCCCCCCAGCAGGGUGGCCAGGCACCUCCCGGAUCCUUGUUCACCUCUUGAGAUGUUCGGCCAAAUCACGAAUACAGAGGGUUACUUCACACUCUUGCUCGCUCGUACGCCGUUGAGUGGAUCGCUUUCCAGGUGACAGGAUCAAAUUUAGAGCGCCACAAACCUCUCGUAGAGUCGCGUGGAGCGUGUAUGUAUGUAUUUCUUCACCAGCACGCAAAGUUUCUUCUCAACAGACCAUCAUAAUAUGUCUUCCCGGGAAGAUUUUUGAAAACUACAUACCAAAGCUGU